UAGGCGCCGCGGGGAAUGGCGGGAAGAAAGCCACUGGGGCCCAUAGGGCGCAUCCGGUGGCUGUUUGAGGAUCUCUCCGGAGCCGUACAGGGCGAAGGAGUAGGAGGAGCGAGCAUAUGGAGGACUUUCUCCCGGACGCGGGAGUGGAAGCACGCGCCUCACCGUGACUGCUAUCAUUAUGGCUGGACAUUGGGUCCCGGCGGCGGUAAAGCGUCAGUAUCGUCAGUAAGAAUGGCCUAUAAGGAGAAUGUGACCCCUUGCGCUGGUAUCAGCCUGGCAAAGCAUGGGGUGCUAAGUGGGGUGGGCCCCCAGCGAGUCCCACGGAAAGAUCCCUACAUGGCCAUCGGCACCCCCUCUGAGUUGCUGCUGGCGCAGAGAGCCAUGGCCAGCACCAAUAAAAUCAUCCUGAAGCCUCCUAGCAUCCAGAAGCCAGCCAUCGCAGGCAGGGUGCUUGCCGAACCCAAUUCCGGUGCCCAGAGUGCUCAGCCCACUCCCCAGAGAGUCUUUACCAUCAACGACUUUGAGAUUGGGCGGCCACUGGGCAAGGGCAAGUUUGGCAAUGUGUACCUGGCCCGGGAGCGGGACUCCAAGUUCAUCGUGGCACUCAAGGUGCUCUUCAAGUCACAGAUGGAGAAGGAGGGCGUGGAGCACCAGCUGCGGCGGGAGAUCGAGAUCCAGGCCCAUCUCCAACACCCCAACAUCCUGCGCCUCUACAACUACUUCCACGACAAGAAGCGGGUCUACCUGAUCCUGGAGUACGCGCCCCGCGGCGAGCUGUACAAGGAGCUGCAGAAGUGCCGGCAGUUUGAUGAGCAGAAGACAGCCACAUUCAUGGAGGAGCUGGCGGAUGCACUCAUUUACUGUCAUGCCAAGAAGGUGAUACAUCGGGACAUCAAGCCGGAGAACCUGCUCAUGGGCCUCAAAGGCGAACUAAAGAUCGCUGACUUCGGCUGGUCCGUGCAUGCGCCCUCGCUCAGGCGGAGGACCAUGUGUGGCACACUGGAUUACUUGCCCCCCGAGAUGAUUGAGGGCAAGACUCAUGAUGAGAAGGUGGAUCUUUGGUGCAUCGGGGUGUUGUGUUAUGAACUGCUGGUAGGACACCCACCCUUUGAGAGCUCCACCCACACGGAGACAUAUCGCCGUAUUACCAAGGUGGAUCUGCAGUUCCCGCCGUUCAUGUCAGAAGGCUCCCGGGACCUGAUUACGAAGCUACUGCGUCACAAUCCUGCGGAGCGGCUGCCGCUGCGGGCUGUGCUGGAGCACCCCUGGGUGAAGGCCCACUCUCGGCGGGGGUUGCCACCCGUCUUUACUCCCGCCUCUGCCAACUAGCCCUGCCCCACAGCAUCUAUCACCCUUCUGCAAGGGGGAGCAGUCACAGUGGUCCCCCUCUCGGCUGGUCCCAGCCAAAGGCAGGUGGCUGCCACGCAUGUUCAGAACGAAAAGUAAAGGACCAUGGCUCCAGAGAGUUUCUCAGUUUUGAGGGAUCUGGCUCCAGGGCCCCUCCCCAGUUGUCCCUUUUGCUGACUGCGUUCCUGGCUGUCCAGCCAUUUGCGACCCUUGGGAUGUCAGGGAGUCCCUGCCUGCCUCUUUUCCUGCCUCUGUGCCACGGGGCCAGGAGCUGCCCUGGAAUGGCCUGUUUUAAAUGUGUCUGGGGGCGCUGCACCCUCCUUUCUAAUAAAAGUUGGAGUUAUUUUUC
Messenger RNA from Pelodiscus sinensis (Chinese soft-shelled turtle), 1696 nucleotides. Its product is annotated as aurora kinase C. The record is from RefSeq and is a predicted model, not a curated record. Gene Ontology annotation, molecular function: protein kinase activity; ATP binding. Gene Ontology annotation, biological process: protein phosphorylation. Lineage: Eukaryota; Metazoa; Chordata; Testudines; Trionychidae.